Haliotis rubra (blacklip abalone) is the source of this 1269-nucleotide messenger RNA. Its product is annotated as solute carrier organic anion transporter family member 3A1-like. The transcript has 6 exons. NCBI's taxonomy places the organism in Eukaryota, Metazoa, Mollusca, Gastropoda, Lepetellida, Haliotidae. Gene Ontology annotation, biological process: sodium-independent organic anion transport; transmembrane transport. Gene Ontology annotation, cellular component: membrane. The coding region runs from base 19 to 1269 and encodes 416 amino acids. The record is from RefSeq and is a predicted model, not a curated record.
GGCGUGAGUGUCAACGCCAUGGCUCAGUCUGGAGGACGUCAACGACGGUGUUUCCACAACAUCCUCUGCUUCACUGCCGUGUUCAGUAUGUCGUCACUGGUGCUGGAGUCAGUCAAGUACUACACAGUGUCUCAGAUCACAGCUCUAGAGAAACAGUUUGGCCUCAGCAGUACAAAAAGUGGCCUCCUCCUAAGCUGCAGCGAAAUCGGUUAUCUUUCAGCUAUUUUCUUCUUCAGCCAUUUUGGGGGGAAGCGCUUUAUACCUAGGAUCCUGUCCUGCGGAGUGGCUUUGUAUGGCAUUUCUAGUCUAAUUUCGGGCCUCUUACACUUCAUGAAUCCUGUAUCGCUGCCUUCUUUAGAUGAUCUUGCCUCCAACUAUUCUUCUGAACAAAGAGUCAGGCUGUGUCAGGAUUCCGUACAGGAACAUGAGAGAUGUCCAGCCACGAAGGACCAAGUGACUGACAACGGACGUUGGGUGUACAAUGUGCUUGCCGUGCUUAUGGUGUUACUGGGAGUGGGAAUCAUAAUGACAGUGUCGUUCUUCGGCCCAGCUAUUGCACUUGGCCUAGGUGGAGUUUUAAGCACCGUACCUGUUGAUCUUAGUGACACACGGAUGGAUCCUCUUCACCCACAAUGGAUCGGGGCAUGGUGGAUUGGGUACCUGGUCUUUGGAUGUGCAGCCUUCCUCUUUGCUGUUCCCUUAGGCUGCUUUCCAAAGCGUAUUAAGAAACUCACCAAACGACCCGUAAACGCCAAAUGCCACACCCUUAAGGAAGAACUGUCAGAUUUACCCAAAUCGGUGGUGCGAGUGAUGCGGAACCCGGUGGUAGCUUGUUUGUUGCUGGGAAACUGCAGCGUGCUCUUCUUCGUCGGGGGAAACGUGGCCUUCGCCCCCAAAUACAUCGAGAAUCAGUUUGGGACACAGGCUUCGAAAGCCAACUUUAUAGUGGGUAUAGAAGAAUUUCUCUGGGCGACUGUAGGCACUUUACUCGGUGGUAUUCUUACCAGCAAACUCAAGCUGACCAACAGGGGUUGUGUGAAACUGACCAUGAUAGUAACACUGGCCGCGUCGGCCUCCUAUGCUUUCACGCUGCUAUUUGGAUGUCCUAAUCCCAGCAUCAAGGGACUGGGUGACAAUGGCCACACCAUGGCAUCAUAUAACUUGGUAAUGGUGUUGUACUCCAUCCCGCCUAAUAGCUUGUAUUUGGAAAGGAGAAGAUUCAAGGCUCUACUGGCGGAGUUGACUGAAGCUCUUGCCACACGAGUGUAA